Messenger RNA from Geodia barretti, 3679 nucleotides. Lineage: Eukaryota; Metazoa; Porifera; Demospongiae; Tetractinellida; Geodiidae. The record is from the annotation of a GenBank genome assembly.
GACAGGGUGGUGGGCGCUAUUUGAAAUGGCUCUCUUCGAGGUCGUCCGCGUCUGGGACGUUUGGCCGCGACUAACGGGGAGUCAGGUGCUUCGUGACUUGUUUCGCCAGGCACCGACCCGAUCUUCAGGCGAGAAUGUCUGUUGCGUAUUCUCUACCCAGAGCCACUUGUUUGUGGCUACAAAAGCUCAGGAAACAAAUGAAGAUCACUUGUAUGGCUUCUCCAGAGUGAAAGAGGAGGAGGAAGAGGUGGAGUGCCUUCUCCCUCUCUCAGGAAGUGGAGGACUGGCUGUGGCUGUGUUUGACGUGGAGGGAGUGGUGUGUGUUGUGAGGGAGUGGGGUCAGUUGGAGGUGUUCUUGGAGAUUGACACUGGAUGGAGACACACAGGUACUACUCAACUUUGCAAUGGUUGUGUGCACUGCUGUACUGUCCACAAACCCAGCAACACAUUCAUCUACUGUGUUAGUGCUCCUGACAGCCGUCUUCACCAGGUGUCUGCCUGCCGCUAUUACCUACAAGGUGACAGUGAUCACAGAGGUUUAUCCCUGGGAGACACCACACGUCUGCUCCUGUCGGACUGUCCUCAGGUAUAUCUGUGGCAGUGGAGAGGAGGCGUGGCAGUCCUCCCCAGUCAGGCACCGCCUGGCCUCUUGCUGCUGUGGUCACCUACCCACCCCUCUCAGCUACAACCUUUCAUCCUUGGAAAUGACUCUCCUGCAACUUGCUCCCCCUCUUCUCACUACCCUGCUCUCUGUUUACAGCUAGCUCCCUUGUGGAGCAAGGCCCAUGCAAAAGAUGGCAGGUGUUUGGUGAGUGUGACAGUCAGCACAGCAGUGGAAGAGCUGCUGGUCCUUCUAUCAUCAGGAGAAGUAAUCACUAUCGAGAAUGUGGACAGACCUCGUGGUCGUGUUGUGACUAAGCUCAAGGAUUUUUCAGAGCACUAUCCCCAGCCUAGACCCCACACAGCUGAGAUUCAGUUGUUUUCUCUCCACACCUACUGUGGCAUCUUCUCCAAGGGAGAUCUGAGGUUGUAUGAGAUGUUGUGUGGGGAGAUGGUGUGGGAGUCAGGGGAGCACGAGGGCCAUCAAACCUCCCUCCUGGCCCCUCCAUUCUCAACACACUGGAUCGGUAUUUAUGACAGCAGUGGUGUGUGGAUUCUGCGUAGUCAGAAGCUCUCAGAGCACACUCAGCUCCUCUCCCAGGCCCUCUUCCCCAUCACGACCAAUGCUGAUGAGACCACUCCAGGGGACUACCUGGACGAAGGCAGGGUACUGGCUGCUACUCUCUGUCUGUUGUGGAACCUUCCUCUCCCAGCUACCAGGUCUGCUCUUGAGGCUCUCCACGGCAUUGUCCAGAGAGACCGGGUAGAGGGAGUGAGUGUUAACGAUGCAUUUCUUCCUCAUCUUAGUUCUGAGCUGCAGUCUCUCUUGGGGCAUCUCAGUCUACAAUCUCCUGCCCUACUGGUAGCUCUGUUGGCAGAGCACCCCCGACACAGGGCUUUGGUGUCGAACUCUGUGAAGACAUUUCUGCAGACCUUUCCUGAUGAUAUCCCCACUCCCAUGACAAAGGAAAUAGCACCUCUCUUGAUGAAGUACCAGUCCCUCUCUCAUGACUACGAGGAGAAGAUUGUUCACUUCACAACUGAACCACUGCUGCAGACACCAUCAGCCCUCACUACCUCAUUACUGCACAGACUGGAGGAUUGUGGAUCUGAGAACAGCAGAGCAGGUCUCCGGGCACAGCUCCAGCUCCUCAGUUGCCUCUCACCAUCUGCUAGUCUUACUGGUCUUAGAAAUUUCUUUGCCGUGCCAAACUUCAGUUCAGCUGUAGAGGCCAUUGAGGUGGGGCACUGGGAUUCAAACAGAGACUGGAAGUCGGUGUUUGGAGUUGAGGUGGGCAGUGGAGUGAGGAGGAAGGCCCUGGAUCCUGUGGCUCCUAACAUACCAGUCUUUGAGCUGACAUGUCGUCUCCUCUACAGAGAACAGCCUGAAGAACUGGUGCCUUUUGUGAAAUUCGCUCAGUUUGCUAGAGACUACCAAGCUCAGGGAGAGUCUGCCUUUGCUAGGAGGUGUAGAAAGACAUACUUCUUCCAGAGGGCUGUGCAGUGCCUGCCAGUGUUUGUGUCCAAAGAAACUACUCCCACCUCCAGAAUGGCUCUGCUGGCCCAUUCUGACCUUCUCCUGCACAGGUUGACCCCACCUCUCAUGUUUGUGUCUUGUCUCUCUGUGAGCUGUGCUCUGCCGUUGCUAUGUGAACAACCUUUGCACUGUGGCUAGUUGUUUUGUUGUAGUGAGCUGAGUGGUAGUGAGGGAUCAUCUCUGGGGCUGCUGCUGAGAGGACAUCUGUGGGAGGAUGCAGUGGCUUUCUUAGAGAAUAAGGCCAUCGGCUCUUCACACAAAUACUGCUCUCUCUUCCAGUCUUUGCUGGGAACCAUGGCACAGGAGGGUGUUUUGCAUGGAUACAUUGAUCGUGUAUGGAGGCUAGUACCUGAGAACUUAAGGUAAGGGCUCUUAUUUGCAGCAGUCAUUUCACCCUUUUUUAAUAGUGUGUUUGAUACGUUGAGUCUCCUGGCUCGUUCUCCCCUCCACUCCCCCACUCCCAUAUUCUCUGGCCACAACUCCCUCACGGUUGGAGACAUUGGCAGCAGGCUCCUAGAGCUCCUUCCAACAACUAAUUCAUAAAAUUUUCAUUGAUAAAAAUUAAUAUUAUUCACUGUUCAUCAGGGCCACUUUCUGGUCUUCCACACUUGUAUGCUUGCUAGAACAACAUUAACAACAAGCAUGAACACCACAUAAUCUAUACAGUUGUAACAACAGGCCUUAUAAACUUAUCAUAGCUAUCACUAAGUAGGGUAUAUAGUACUUUGUAUAUAGGGAUUGGCAUGGUAAGCAUCAUAAUUGUAUGGGGCUAUAAUUCUAAUGAUAGGGAAUUUUCUUCAUCUUCUCCUUCUCCUUCAGAUUGAACUCGCGUAACUCAGAAAGGAAAUAACACCGUAAUGAAAUUUUGUAAGAAUGUAGAUAUCGGUCACCCGAAGAGACUGGUCAUUUGUAAACAUCAUUGUUUACUGUAAACAACAACAAAUACCCCAGGCAAUACAUUAUAAUGGCAUCAUAUUAUGUGUCAGUAUAAUGGUAAGAGCUAUGUGAAUGAAAGUUUGUAUACACAAUAGCCAACAUCAAACUCACAACAAUACAUGUUUGUAAAUAACUUUUAUAUAGCCUCACGCACUUUUCUUCACAUUUUUCUUCUUCACUUCUCAAACUUUCACGCAUAGAGAUGAAACUUGGUAUGUAUGCCUAUUAUAUUAUUUCCAUGACAAUUACAUGUUUCCAUGACGACCAAAUAUUGUUUGACAAAGCCUCAGGCAAUUGUUUUUUAAAAAACUACUUCUUCACUCCUCAAACUUGCUGCAUGUAUAUAGCAUGUAUGGAGGUGAAACUUGGUGCGCAUGUGUAUUACAUACAUCGUUUCCAUGACGACCACAACAACCAGGCACUUUUCUUUAAAAAUAAUUACUUCUUCACUCCUCAAACUCGCUAACUGUAGCACGCAUGGAGGUGAAACUUGGUGUGCAUGUGUAUCACAUAAUUUCCAUGACAACUACAUGUUUCUAUAACGACUACAUAUUGUUCAAUAGCUUCAGGCACUUCUCCUCAACUCACUAACGGUAGCACUCAUGG